AGGUAUAGAUUGUGUUUACGCCUAACGUGAAACUUGUGCUGAUCGAACUACUUAAAUAGUAGGCUUGUGUACACAUGAGAGUGUGGUUAUUUUAAAAAAAAUCAGAUAUAUAUCACGUAUAUAUACGACUUGUGAUAUUUUUUUCAAGUGACCGUAAUGUCUAUAAACAAUGGGCAUUCGGUCCAUUGUAGCAUUUAGACUUCCAAGUGUUACCAUAAUACCACAUAUUGACUUGAAGGAUCUCUUUACAGUGCUAUCGGAAUAUCUCUAAGUAUACCUGUUGAAAGAAUACGUAUACAGAGGAAUACACAAAUGUUUUCCCAUGGGAUAGUCUAUGUAGAUCGAGUACGGAUUAAUAUACUGCCAACACAUUUUGAUAGACAGGAAAGUGCACUAUAGCACAGGAUAUAUCUGUUUCAAAGUAUACCAUAGGUCGAUCUACACGAAAAUAUUGUUUCAUGGGAUAAUAUCUCUCAACGUUUACAUACAUCGAGAGUGGAUUAAUAACUUUCCAAGGGUGGUCAUAUAGAUCUAGACAAACUGUGUGGAUAACGGUUUCACGAUAUAGUUGUUAUUAAGAACAAUACACGUUUCUGGUCACGAAAGAAUAACAAAUCUACUGACACAGAGCCAGUGACAUUAUAGAAACGUGCGUAUAUAAAGCGACGUUAUACGACCGAUACACAUCUGAAUUACCUGCUAGGAAGCUAUACACCACUGCUGUUAACUUGCCCAUACAGGUUUUUACCUAUACCUGCUGUAUAUAGGAAUACAUACAUUCUGUAUAUAUAAAGAAAGUGUAUAUUGACGCAAGAUCAAAUUAGCCAGUAAGCAGGAGGAUAUAUUCAUUCCACCCGUAUAUAUAUAUAUAUAUUGGCAGUAGCGUGGCUUUAUUAAGCAGGGUAUUAGGACCUGUGCACCUGCUGUUACUUGAUGGAUUUAGUAAACAGCCAGUCCUACAAAUACUUACACUGUCGACUUUAACUUCGUACUAAUCGUAUGAACGACGGAUCAACGGUUUGAGAACCGAAGUGAAAAAGGUCAACGUAUUGGAUUUAUUUAACUUUAAAGGGAUUGGUGUUCAUUGGUUUGUUAAACAGGUAAAUAUUACCGGCAUAUGAAUGUGUUGUACUCCAGGGAAUAUUUUUUAAUCUGUGAGUGUAGAAAAAGUCUACAAAAUGUCUGGUGAGGAGGAGGAUGUCCUUGGACCAUUGUCGAUGGUUUGGAAAGCUAGGUGUCCAAAUGAGGUUCCAAUUAAGACACUUAAAACAUGGCAGCCGAUCGAGGAAGACUUUGAUGAUGUUUUUCACAUGCAGACAUCGCUGACAACGGAACCAAGGUAUUUAGAUUAUAAAAGUGACGAAGGUUUCGAUCAUAGUAACAAUGAUGAUUCAUUUCUAAGUUAUAACACAGGUUUAACGGAUGAAAAAGACGAUGAAUCGUCUUCAAAGAGUGAAGAAAAUGGUGUUGAAUCUAACGAUAGUAACUAUUCAAGUGAGAUGGAUUUGAGUUAUGAUUCCGCGAUACCGAAUAAUCACGAUAGUGUUUCGGAUGUUCAUAAACUGUCUUUAAAUGAAGAGGAUAUCAUCAAAUCUGUAAAACACGAGGGAAAUUAUACAGAACGACCUUUGGCCUCUAUAACAGUUACAAGGCGGCAGAUUGUCCCAGUAAGACCACACAUUCGCACUCAGAGCUGUCCGAUUUCAGCGGAAAUAGAACAACAACAAAACCUUAGUUUUGAUUCGUCAAUGACGUCACACGGUAUGACAUCAUAUGACGAGACAACAGUGGAGGCUAUUAAACUCCGUGAUGUCACGCGUGCAGCAAGAUCGUUCUCACGACCUUUGGUGAGGGGGACGGCUGAGGAACACGAACCGGACGAAGAUGUGGAAUGCAAAACCUACAAAUUUAUAUCUGUGAAUGUGCCAAAACUUCCUCCGCCUCCUAACCCGGAGGAUGAUGAGGAAACCAUUAAACCCAAAAAUGAGUUCCAAGUACUGACGGACAUUACUGCGCUGACUAGAAAGGCUACCAGACCUAAGGUUAAAGAUUUGGACUUCAAGCCAAAGUCAAAUUUAAAACGAUCCAAAUCUGUCAUGCAGAUAUCAUCUCCAACUGUUCCUGCUUUGUCACCAAUAGGAGACAGAUCGCCUAUGUCAAGAAGUCGUAGUUCUUCCACUACCUCACCGCCCGAUUACAUGUCGUACGCGUUCACUUACCAGACUGACGAGGAUGCUUGCUUUAAAUGUGGUAAAACUGUUUACCAACUCGAUAAGGUAGGUCCGAUCAGAAAGGUUCUUUUCCACAAGCAGUGUUUUCGUUGUUGUACAUGUGGUUCUGCACUCACUGUCAAAAACUACUUCCAAAAUUUCAACGAUAAAAGUGACAAACAAGUCUACUGUAGGAAUCAUAAACCUAGCGAAGGUAAAGGGUCUGUUAGUCUAGAUGACAGGAGCAUCAGUGUCAUACUGAAUCACCCGAAACUGGACACUCAUAAUAAUACAAUAAUCAGAGGACCCGAAGAGGACAGACAUAAGCCGAAUCAUCACGGUUUCCGUGGAGCUGCCACUACGCCAAAGCUUGACGUCGUAUGUAAACAGUGGGAUGAGGUCAAUAAGAGCUUCAUGGAGAGAUUAGAGGAAACUUCGCCGCGAGGACGCAAUGAUGUCCUAAAGUUAAACCCGUCAGAGGCGCGGUCAGUGUGGUCAAGGUCGGCCAUGGGGGCUGCAUCCUUAGACUUCGGAACUCCAAACCCGCGUAGGAAUAUUCAUCAUUUCUACCAGAAAUCGAAGUCAAGUUCAACCUGGACAUAUAUGUGAUAGUGAUGUACUGCUUAGUUGAGUAGUUAAAUUUAGACAAUAUGCAAAUACUGAUGUAUAUCGUUAUUGUGAUACAAUACAUGAGUGAAUAAACGUUUCUAAGAAGAAUUAUCCAAAGGAUGAAGUGAAAAUGCGUAUGUGUCAGCACGGUAUGGGGAUUAUAAUAGUGGUAACAGCAAUGUGUUUAUUGCGUGGUUUUACUUUGAAAGUUCACUCCAAAGCGUUAAAAAGAAACUGAAUCUCUUUUUAAAAUUCAAGUCAUUAAGAUGUUUGAACGAUUACCCGCUGAAGGCUAUUACUGGAUCUGUGAUGUAUAGAUAUGUAAUUGUGAUAAGAAAAAUGUGAUAUUCACGAAAAUGAAAGCCUGGCGUAGGCUAUAUCUAACCGACAUCAGAAAUACCAUUUGGUCCGACAUGACAGUGUGACAAUAAACCAGACUUAACCGACAUCAGAAGUUUUAUUUAGUCGGAUACGACAGUAAAGCCAGAUGAAAGACAGAAAAUCCAACGUUUACGGCCUUUAUGAACAUAAAGGAUAGUUCAGUGUGUAAACUUAAUUAAGGAUUGGUAAACUGUGAUUAAAUACAACUGGCGAAUUGUGACCGUAAAAAUACAUUUAGGUAAUUACUGGAUUUCUCUAUACAUUCUGGUGUCUGUAAAGUCGGGAGUGUCGCAUUAUCUACAUUAUUACCUAAUUUCUUAAUUUUACAUGUGUCUUCAUUCCUAUUAAACGUUAUUAAAAUGUAUUUAUAUUUUGAGUAAGAGCAAUAUGAAUAUUAUUUCCCCAUAUACAUGAAUUUAAUUGGCCAGUGCUAAUCGUAACGACAAAUGAAAUGAGACUAACUGAAUAUUAACUUCAUUUAGUGUAACUUAAUAUAAAGAUAACUAUGCAAUUGAAUUUCUGAGUGUUGUCUGACAGAGAAACUAUAAUGUCGAGGUUAUCUUACUAACUUGUUACAAGGGUAGACAUGUUGAAAAGAGUGAUGUAAUCCUAGCCAAUAAUCUACUGUUUGAUCGGCGAUUGUUCAGUAAUAUAAGGGUUUUAAUAACUCUCUUUAAAGGUGCUUAUUAUUUGCUCAGAUUGGCUGAAAAGAUUGGUUUCCGAAGAAACCUUGAUUGGUUGGACGAGCUCCUCUGUUUUGUUACGCUUAGAUUUGUCACCUUAACAAUAGAAUACAACGUCAUAAUAUCAUAUCGAUUCUUUCCUUUUUCAAGCUAACUAAGCUUUGCCUUUAUGUCCUCAUUCAAUUACUGCCAGAAAUUACUGAUUUGAAAAUAAGAUACCAAAUUUCGUGUAGUGUGAUUGAAAUUUCUUAAACUAACUUUAAAGUACUUACCUAGUUAAAUACGAAUUUGAUUAUUAUUAAAUGAAAAACACCAACAAGAAAUAUAUAUGCAAGUAAAUUUAAAAAUAGACAAAUAUAAAAAUAGACCAAAAGUCUGAUGUACAAUCUGUAUAUUUUAAUGAAGAAAUUGUUUUCUUUAAGCUAUCUACUUAUCUAAUUUUUGUUUUUUUUACUUUAUAGACAGUUUUAACCAUGUUUAACACAGUUCUGGAAAUGGUAUACAUUAUGCAUGAAGAGUAAGCAUUGAUAUUGUUGUAAUCUUGCGUUAAAGCUUUUUGUAAUAUUGCUGUAACCUUCAAAUAACUAUGAUGUAUACGCCUCCUUCGAAAAUAUACUCAUUAGCAAUGUAUAGUAUAUGCCUUAUUAAUAUUUGUAUUGCUAAUUGUGUAUAAUGUUUACCAUUAACCAUUUUUGUUAUUCUUUCACAAAUAGAAAAAUAAUGCUAUAAUAUUGAACAUAAAAAACGUGUUUAUACGGAAUCACAAGCUAUCCUUUCUUAACGUUUAUACACAGAGAAACUAUUCUCCCAAAGAGAUUGUUUAUCUAUUUAUUUAUUUAUCUAUCUAUUUUUUUGCAAGUUAAAAAACAUGAUUUAUUUUCUCUCAGAUUUUUAUAUACAUAUUAAUUCAGUGGUCGCAGGUUUGGUAUAUUCUAUUAUAUAAGAAGCUUAACGAAAACAGCAUUUCAUGUUCUAGUACAUUACUUAUAGGAAAUAUACAGGUAAACAUGUAGAACGUUAUCGUUUUAAUAAGUAACAUUCCGUGGUAGUUACACAGCUCGAGUUUAACAAUUCAAAAUCAAUAAUCGCCAAUACUUAUAUGACUGGACACAUUCCUACAACCCCUCCUGUACGUUGUAUUACGUCAUUAAUUAUUUACCUAUAUACCUUUAAUCUGAAGAGCUCGGUAUCACUACAUAUGCGUUUGACACAACAAUAUACAUUUUUCUGCAAUAUUCGUUUACAGCCGCUCCCCGUUUAUCAAGCCAUUGCUCUUCUCCCGCUGUCUUCAAGCACUUUUGUGACCCCGAAGUUUUAUUCUACAGACUGUUUUGAUUGGGCAAAUGUAGCUGAUUUAUGAGACCCUAUACAAACCCUAUCUGUAGUUGCCUAACCUCGAAUAUACCGUUAUAUAACGACCAAUGUAAGCGUAUAUUGCUGAAUUCUGCUGUUUAAUAUUUAUAUAUAUAUAUAUACAUACCGUUGUAUGAAUAUUAA
This is a messenger RNA of Mizuhopecten yessoensis (Yesso scallop), 5380 nucleotides long. RefSeq lists its product as uncharacterized. Gene Ontology annotation, molecular function: actin filament binding. The transcript has a single exon. The record is from RefSeq and is a predicted model, not a curated record. Gene Ontology annotation, biological process: actin filament bundle assembly. Gene Ontology annotation, cellular component: plasma membrane; actin cytoskeleton. Bases 1179 to 2819 code for a protein of 546 amino acids. Lineage: Eukaryota; Metazoa; Mollusca; Bivalvia; Pectinida; Pectinidae.